CUGGUACCUCCAUUAUGCAAUGCCAUAUCCGUAACUUCAGAAAGACUGAAAGAGAUAAAUAUAUUGUCGAUAACAUCACUAAAAACGGUGAUAAAAAAAUGUUGGCCACGUAUCCCUUAUUACAACGGUAUUAUUAUGAAAGCUAUCGCUCGAUGCUGGCUAUACUAUUAUUCCAAAAAUGAUGAUGAAAUGAGUAGUCUAAUUAAAGAACUGUAUGUGUUGUUUGAAGCUGCUUGUGAUGGAAAGGAAAGGGCCGAUAAAGAAGCAUUGAUAGCUUUUCGAGGAGAUAUAUUCAACCCUCUUUUCGUUUAA
Messenger RNA from Mycotypha africana, 312 nucleotides. RefSeq lists its product as uncharacterized. NCBI's taxonomy places the organism in Eukaryota, Fungi, Mucoromycota, Mucoromycetes, Mucorales, Mycotyphaceae. The transcript is spliced from 4 exons. The annotation marks the transcript as partial. The record is from RefSeq and is a predicted model, not a curated record.